This is a messenger RNA of Clupea harengus (Atlantic herring), 3881 nucleotides long. Its product is annotated as heat shock 70 kDa protein 4-like. The record is from RefSeq and is a predicted model, not a curated record. NCBI's taxonomy places the organism in Eukaryota, Metazoa, Chordata, Actinopteri, Clupeiformes, Clupeidae. Gene Ontology annotation, biological process: protein folding. Gene Ontology annotation, cellular component: nucleus; cytosol. Gene Ontology annotation, molecular function: ATP-dependent protein folding chaperone; ATP binding.
UGAUGGUAUUUGGCGUGAGGGCUAGCCUCGUUUUACUGUCUAUGCUAGCCGGUGUGUGCAAUACAUGAACAGGGAACAUCGUGUGGUGGGUUUGGAUUAUGAGUAGAAGGCGAUAUAUAUUGGCGGAUAUUUUGGACGUUAUUAUUUGAGGUUUAGUUCCAUUUUUGUUUUCUGUCUACGUACUACAGGUCGGCAUUGUGAAUAGAAGUGUCACAACUUGGUUAACAAAAUACCUUAACUAAACAUGUCAGUGGUGGGAUUUGAUGUUGGCUUUCAAAGCUGUUAUGUUGCUGUUGCUCGAUCCGGGGGAAUCGAGACCGUUGCGAAUGAAUACAGUGACCGAUGUACACCCUCGUUCGUUUCGUUUGGACCACAUAAUCGCUCAAUAGGCACUGCAGCCAAAAAUCAGGUCGUCACAAACUGCAAAAACACUGUCCAGGCAUUCAAGAGAUUCCAUGGCCGAGCCUUCACUGACGCGUACAUCCAGGCAGCGAAGCCCAACACGGCCUACGAACUGGCUCAGAUGCCCCAUGGCACAACUGGUGUUAAGGUGAUGUAUAUGGAGGAGGAGAGGAUCUUCAGCAUUGAGCAAGUCACCGGCAUGCUUCUGACCAAACUGAAGGAAACUGCUGAGGCUGCGAUGAAAAAGCCGGUGGUGGACUGCGUCAUCUCUGUUCCCAGCUAUUUCACGGACGCUGAGAGGAGAUCACUUUUGGAUGCAGCACAGAUCGCUGGAUUGAACUGCCUAAGGCUAAUUAAUGACACCACAGCAGUGGCACUUGCCUAUGGGAUCUACAAGCAAGAUCUUCCCAACCCGGAGGAGAAGCCUAGAACAGUGGUGUUUGUGGAUAUGGGACACUGUGGGUUCCAGGUCUCUGUGUGUGCCUUCAACAAAGGAAAGGUCAAGGUUCUGGCCUCUGCAUUUGACCCUGAACUUGGAGGGAAAGACUUUGAUAAUGUACUGGUUAAGAACUUCAGCGAGGAGUUUGUGAAGAAGUACAAAUUAGACGUGCAGUCGAACCCCCGUGCAAAGGUACGCCUCGCCCAGGAGAGCGAGAAGCUGAAGAAGCUGAUGAGUGCCAACUGCUCUGACCUGCCCCUCAACAUCGAGUGCUUCAUGAAUGGCGUCGACGUCACCUCCAAACUUAACAGGGGCCGGUUUGAAGAGCUCAGUGCCGGGCUGCUGGCCAAGGUGGAGGGUCCCCUGCGCAGCGUCAUGGAGCAGGCCAAGCUGAAGAAGGAGGACAUCUACGCAGUGGAACUCGUGGGUGCUGCCACCAGGAUGCCUGCAGUCAAGGAGCGAAUCAGCAAAUUCUUCGGCAAGGAGCUGAACACUACGCUCAAUGCUGACGAAGCUGUGGCCAGAGGCUGUGCACUGCAGUGUGCAAUCCUUUCCCCGGCCUUUAAAGUACGGGAGUUCUCCAUCACUGAUGUGGUCCCUUACCCCAUCUCUCUUAAAUGGAGCUCAAAUGGAGCUGAAGAAGGACUUGGCUGCAGCGACUGUGAAGUGUUUCCCAAGAACCAUGCGGCGCCCUUCUCCAAAGUGCUAACAUUUUACCGCAAAGAGCCCUUCUCCCUGGAGGCGUACUACAGUAACCCCAAAGAGCUGCCCUACACAGACCCAACAAUAGGCCAGUUCCAGGUCCAGAAGGUGGUCCCACAAGCGUCUGGUGAGAGCUCCAAGGUGAAAGUGAAGGUACGGGUGAACGUGCACGGUGCGUUCAGCGUCUCCAGUGCCUCGCUCGUGGAGGUGGUUAAGUCCACCGACGUAGAGGAGCAAAUGGAGACAGAGGGCACCUCAAAGGAAGAUGAUGCGAAGAUGCAGGUAGACCAGGGAGAGCAGAAGCCCCAGGGAGACGGCCAGAAAGAGAGCGCUGAUAAGAAAUCAGACUCUGAAGACAUGGAGACGUCCGAGGACGGGAAACAGGAGAAGAAGACUGACCAGCCUCCUUCGAGUAAGAAGGCCAAAGUGAAGACGAAGACUGUGGACCUGCCCGUACAGAACAGCCUGCAUUGGCAACUGUCAAAUGACGUGCUGAAUACAUUUGUAGAGAAUGAGGGCAAGAUGAUCAUGCAGGACAAACUGGAGAAGGAGCGAAAUGACGCCAAGAACUUUGUGGAGGAGUAUGUAUACGAAAUGAGGGACAAACUGCACGGAUUACUGGAGAAAUUUGUCACUGAGGAGGAACGAGACUCCUUUUCCAUAAAACUUGAAGAUACAGAAAACUGGCUGUAUGAAGAUGGGGAGGACCAACAGAAACAAGUGUAUAUUGACAAACUGGCUGAAUUAAAGAAAUUUGGACAACCCAUCAUGGAGCGAUACCAAGAGGCUGAAGAGAGACCAAAAGCAUUCGACAAACUGGGAAAACUAAUUCAGCAAUAUAUGAAAAUCGUAGAAGCAUACAAAACUAAGGAUGAGAAGUAUGACCACUUGGAAGAAGCAGACAUCACAAAGGUGGACAAGAUGGUGAAUGAUACCAUGAUCUGGAUGAACAGCAAGAUGAACCAGCAGAGCAAACAGAGUUUUACCCAGAAGCCUGUUGUCACCAUAAAAGAGAUCCAGGCCAAGACAAAGGAGCUGUUGGACGUUUGCUCUCCCAUCGUCACGAAGCCCAAGCCCAAAGUGGAGCUUCCCAAAGAGGAGAAGGAGGAGCAGAACGGCCCGGUGAACGGACAGCAGCCCGGUGAGGCCCAGACAGGAAGCCCACAGAAAGGCAGCGGCGCACAACCAGGGUCUGAGCCCACAGAGAAAAAGGCUGAAAUGGAUCUAGACUAAACCUCAUGUGCUGUGUGAGCACCGAUUCGCCAAGGUCUCUGUUUGUGCUUCAACACUCGAUGGACUCUUCAGUUCUUCCUGUGCUCCAUGUUCAUUAGGACACUUCUGGGCUCAUUCGGUGUAUACGCCUCUGUCUACUCUACUGUACUGUUUUUCUUUCCCCCCCCCCCCUCUUUUUUUUGUUGCUUAAUCAAAUUAUUUAACAUAUAUUUUCUGUCAAAGUUUAAAACCAAACAGCAAAAAAAAAAAAAAAUUAUUUCCUGGAAAGUUAGUGGAUGUGUGUACAUUGUUGUUUUUGGCAAAGUGGGUAUGUGGCCUAGUGGGUUGUAGAAUGUAGAUACAUAUUCAUGUCAGUUGAAGUUAUUUUGAUUCCCUCACAAAAAUGUCAAGGUGAUAUGUUAGACAUUUCUGAGAACUUGAAGCCUUCUGUUUACUUCACCAGAUAGGAAAAUAGUGAUGAUUUCAGCUGUUUGGUUUUGACAUUUCCCUGUAGAAUAUAUUCCUGCAUCCCUGCAUUAAUUCUCAUCUUAGUAAAAUAUGAAUGGGCUGAAUGAAGCUGUGGUUUCUAACAUUAACAGACACAUAUUCCUAAAUAAUCAUGGAAAUAUUUCUCGCUUGGCACAGAAGCAGGCAGAGUUUUGGCUCAGCGUAGCUCUAGAGUACAUGCCAACCCAUGUUCCAACAUUGUCAUAAGCCCACUAGAUAAUCAUGACUAUAUUGGCCCAUGUAUCUAUCUAUUAUAGUAUACCUGUGGAGACUUAUGUUUUCUGAACUUAAAGCUGUCUCCAUACACUAUAUAUGUAAAUAUGGGAUGCUAGGUGAAGUUUUAAAUGAUAGAUCCUCUAUAGGAUUAUAAUGACAUGAGAUGGUGAGGUAUGUUCAAGCCAGGCUUGUUGUUUGACUUAAUUAUAGUGUUGUAAGAUAUUCAUUUUAGAGGCACAAUUAUAAACCAAGCAUUCUAUGUUGAAGCUGACCUUGGUCACUGUUAUGCAGUAUUUCAAUGUUAAGUAAAGGAAAACAACCUCCUGGGCUGGAGUUGACAUUUUUUCUACUCUGCAUCACUGCUCAAUAAAUAAAUAACACCUUGUUGGUGUACAAUCACAUA